This is a messenger RNA of Erythranthe guttata (spotted monkey flower), 2628 nucleotides long. Its product is annotated as putative inactive disease susceptibility protein LOV1. Gene Ontology annotation, biological process: defense response to other organism. Gene Ontology annotation, molecular function: ADP binding. The record is from RefSeq and is a predicted model, not a curated record. NCBI's taxonomy places the organism in Eukaryota, Viridiplantae, Streptophyta, Magnoliopsida, Lamiales, Phrymaceae.
AUGGCCAACAACGUGUGCGGUGUCGUCCAAUUAGUGGUGGACAAGCUCGGCUUCGAAAAAAGCCGAUCAUUCAAGGGGGUGUCGGCCUCCACGGUAGAGAACCUCUCGCAGGACCUCAUCGUAUCAUUACGUUUGGUUGCCUCCGCCGAAGCGAAACAUUUCACCAACGACGACCAAUUCCGCCAUUUCCGAGAUUUCCUCUUCUACUUUUCCAAAGACCUCGACGAUUACAUCGAGUUAGUCAAAUCCGGCCUUGAACACGUGAACCCGAUAAACAUCUUAGAGUCGAAGCUCGAGACUUUCAUCUCCAAGAUCACCGAUUCUCUCACCCUGGUUCGCCAGAGCCCUCUGCUCGAUCAGGGUUCUCAAUCCAGGCCCGAAGAAGAAGAAACGUUCUUGUUCGGGCCGCCAGAGAAAGAAAUCAGGGAACUCUUGCUCCAGGAGAGCAUAGAGUUCCCUGUCAUCUCUUUCCAUGGCAUGGGUGGCAUGGGAAAGACGACUCUGGCGGGCGCGUUGUACAACGACGCGGGUGUACGCCGGAGUUUCCAAGCGUUUGCUUGGGUUAAUUGCGCCCGGAAGGAAUUCUACGCCAUUACGGUGGUGAAGUCUAUACUCGGGCAGCUUCUUCCACGCCAGAAAAAAGUGGUCGCGGGGUUGUCAUUUUUGGAUUCGACGAGGAUGCUGUACCGGCUGCAGCAGAAGGUCAAAUGCCUGAUUGUGAUUUGCGAUGUGAGGACGAGGGAGAAUUGGAGAAACAUGCGCGUGGCUUUCCCUAUCCGGGACGAGACCCGGACCCAGAUCCUGAUCACGACCCGGAUCGAAGAGGUGGCCGCUGACUGCCGGCAGAAUGGCAAAUUGUACGGAAUGAGACAGCUGGAUGCUGACCGGAGCAACCGACUCUUUAACAAAAUUGCAGGCGGCACUACCAACCUCAUCCCGCACUGUGUCGACAAGCUUCGGAAGGAAAUACUGAGCCGGUGCGGAGGCUCCCCACUAGCCAUUACCAUCGCCGCCGGAUAUUGGAACUCUAUUACGAACAAGGACGAUACGACUUUCGAUCCAAACAAAGCGUUCGACGAAAUUAACUUGCAUCAAGAUGAAACUGCAGACCCGGAGCGUAGCCUUAGAAGUAUGCUGCAGUUAUGUUACUCCAACUUACCCCUCCGCCUCAAGGCGUGUUUUCUCUACCUAGCACAGCUCACCCGUUCCGACAGAUCGGAAAUACGAGUGGACGAAAUUUACUUACGGUGGAUCGCUGAAGGCCUUGUAGUAAUAUCCGAAGAUGAGUCCGCAAACACGACGAAGACGGACAUAACCGAAAACUAUUUGUUGGAAUUGGCUCGGAGAAAUAUGGUCCGGCUCAAUGGGGAAGAAUUAGUAAAAUCCUGUCAGAUUCACCCUCUCGUACGUGAUUUCUGCGUCGAUCAAGGAGAGAAGGAGAAAUUAUUCGAGGUCGUCGCGGGCCGGGGAUUCGCCACGGCCGUAAUACCGAAAUCUUUGGCUAGUGGACUAACAAUAGAAAUGAACGCGUAUUGUGAAGAUCGAGCUGCCGUACCCGCCGUCGUCCCGCAUGGCGGAGGGAAUAGCAGAUGCUCCUCCCUCUACUUCAUGGACACGGUCGAGCCGGUAGUGGAUUACGCGGCCGCUGAUUGGAGACGCGUGGAGGUAUUCGAGGUUAAGGAGUUCAUGAAGCGGGUAUUAAGAGUGGUGGAAUUCGACGGAGUCGAUUUCCGGUUAUGGAAGCUUCCGAAAGGGAUGGGGAACCUUGUGUUCCUCAGGUAUUUGAGUUUCAGGAGAUGCCACCUGGAGGAGAUUCCUUCGUCGUUGGGGAACCUGUCGGAAUUGAGGAUUCUUGAUUUACGCGUACGAGGACACUGCCGAGUUACGAUACCGGAUUUACUGUGCAAGUUUGCGAAAAUCGAGCGUUUGUAUUUCCCGGCCAAGUACCGGAGCGGCGCCGAUCACGGCAGGCUGAACAUGCGUGGGUUGACCGAGGUUGAAAUACUCGUCAAUUUCGACACGAAAGUUUGCUACACCGACCACCUCGAGGACAUGAAAAAGCUGCAACGGUUCGACGUUGUCGUGGAGGACGACCACAAGGCGUUGGACAAGGUCGUCGACUUUGUCGACGAUGUUGUAUCCACGACGAGUUUCUCACUCGACGUCAGAAACUUCACCUGUUAUUCGGACGAAAGAAUCUCCGUCCUGAGAAAAAUGCUGGUGUGCGAAUCUCUUCGUAAAUUGCAGCUAGAAGGGCACAUCAAGAAGUUUCCGGACAAUGUGGUCGGGAUAAUGUUGGCAAAUGUGGAAGAAAUCGUGCUCGACGGGUCGGAGCUGAAAGUGGACCCCAUGCAGAGAUUAGGGAAGCUUUCGAAGCUGAAGAGUCUCGACAUGCGCAACGACGCAUUUAUAGGGAAGGAAAUGGUAUGCCACGGAUCCGAUUUUCCCAAUCUGAAAAGCUUUAAAUUGGUGAACUUUCACUACUUGGAAAAGUGGACUGUGGAACCAGAAGCUAUGCCAAAAGUUUCGACUAUGUGGAUCGAAAAGUGUUCGAAAUUAAGCUCGACGCCCGCCGGCCGGUUCGAGUUUGCUCAUAAUAUCAAUAAUGAAUUGAAUAUCGUCUGCUGA